This is a messenger RNA of Nothobranchius furzeri (turquoise killifish), 5758 nucleotides long. RefSeq names its product protein mono-ADP-ribosyltransferase PARP14. Gene Ontology annotation, molecular function: NAD+-protein mono-ADP-ribosyltransferase activity; transcription corepressor activity; NAD+ poly-ADP-ribosyltransferase activity. Lineage: Eukaryota; Metazoa; Chordata; Actinopteri; Cyprinodontiformes; Nothobranchiidae. Gene Ontology annotation, biological process: protein poly-ADP-ribosylation; negative regulation of gene expression. Gene Ontology annotation, cellular component: nucleus; cytoplasm. The record is from RefSeq and is a predicted model, not a curated record.
AGUUUUGAUGAAGAAACGAAAGUGAAACAGAACCGGACCCGAACCCGGCAAUAAUACAGUCGAAAACUGAACCAACCGGACUCAGCAUGGGGGACACCGAGCUCCCUCCGGUCACCGUGGAGGGGGACUGGAGUCCGGACCAGAACCGAACCAUGAAGAACAAACUGCAGAUUUACUUCCAGAGUAAGAAGAAGUCGAGCGGAGGAGACUGUCGGGUGGAGGCGGAGGACGGAGCUCCGAGAGCCGCUGUGUUCUUCCGCUCCGAGGCCGUCAGGGAUCGGGUCCUCGCCAGGAAAAAUCAUGAAAUCCUUCUGGAAAACCGAACGUUGAUUCUCCGUCUGAGUUCUGGACUUUUGGAGAACCCGACGAACAGCGACGGCGACUCAGAUCCAAAGAUUCCGAAGUCAGAACCAGAACCAGAACCGUCUGCAACCAAACGAAACAACUCGAAGUCCACUCACAGACCUGCUGUCGUGUUGGAGAACGUUUCGGAGAACCUGACCCGAGACCUGCUGCUGAUGCUGGUGGAGAACAUCUCCAAGUUGGACGAACACAACUUCAGUCUGGAGAUCAUCUGGGAAUCCAAAAUGGCCGUGGUCAUCUUCAACAACCCUGCAGAUGUGGAAAAGUUCAUCCCUGCGAGUCAGAACCACUCAACGAUGCGUAAACAUGGACUGAGCGCUCGAGCCCUGGAAGCAGCGACGGGUGUUCGAGUGGAAGGUCUUCCUCAGAAGGACGUUAAAGACCUACUGGAGCUGUGGUUUGAGAAGCACUGGGUGCUUCCUGACAAAGUCCUCAUGGUCCCUGAAGAGCAAGCUGCCAUUGUCACCUUCGGUGACCCUAAAGAUGUGGAAGACAUCUGCAGGAAAGAAGACCACAUCAUGCGGUCCAUCCCUGUCAAGUUGUAUCCGUACUACGAAUCCCUGGGGACCGCCUUGUAUGGCAAAGGGAGACCUUCAUGGAAGAUGCCGGAUUCCUUCACAGUGAAGGUCCACCCUGUGAUCUGGAAGUUCCUUCUGAUGAAGGGACUGUUGGGAAGCAUCAACGAUCAGAUGCAUCCACACUUCUGCAGCGUAGCACUGGACGAUCCCGAAGUGGAACUGAGCCCUCUGCCGAGCCUUUUGAGGCAGAAAGGUCUGACAGCUAAAGAUGUAGCGGUCUGGUCCAAGACCGCCCGGGAGGCCUUCUGUCGCCUGAUGUCUCAGUACUCUGCCUUUGAAUGUGACGUGAACACAGAUGCUUGGAAAUCUGCAGAGAAAGAAGUCCGUUUGGUCGUAAAGGAAGAUGCCAUAUUGGUCUUUGAUGCAUCCAAGGAGGUUCUGAUCGUCGCCGGUCGAGCUGACGACAUAAAGACGAUCAGGGCUCCGGUCGAAAACAUCGUUCUUAAAGCCGCGAGCGUCAUUGAACGGAGCACCAAAGGUAUGAGUGAGACAAUGCUUUUAUCUCCUGAAAGGUUCUACAUCCUGAAGCAUGAAGGGCUGCUGAAAGCUGCCUCAGACAUCUCCUCUGAGAUGGAGCUCUCCUACAAUGAAGGAACACAAACACUGACCAUUAAAGGACUCACUGAAGAGGUGUUGAGAACCAAAAACUGGAUCUUGGAGAAGAAUACGUUCAUUAUGGAAAAACAGCUGAAUAUCCCACCAGGCCUCCUGCAGUACCUUGGGACCAUGGACCCAGUGGAGAUGUCUAAGAACCUGUUUGCGUCUCAUAACAUCAGUGCCGUCUUCCGCAUUGACAGCAACAGGGUUACCCUGACCGGGAGUUCUGGCAAAGCCCUAGCUGAUGCAGAGAGUAAGAUGAAAGCAGAUUUACUCGUUCGGACCCUGGAUGUGAAAGACGCGACGGUUCUGACCCGUCAGGAGUGGACGGACCUGAACAAAGAGCUGUUAGACACCUUCAACUCUUCCGACAGGAGAACCGUAAACAUUUGGGUCUCAGAGGGAGGAGGCAAAGUCACGGUGGCCGGCUUUGUCCACCCGGUCAAAGAAGUCUGCAGCAGUUUGAACGAGUUCAUCAAGAACUACUCUCAAGUUCAAGAAAGCAUUCGCGUCGAGUCCUGUGCCGUUGUUCAGUUCAUCGAGAGGAAAAAGUCCGACGUUUGGUUGAGCAUCGCCAAAGAUCAUGGUGUGUCAGUCAAACUCGACCCAGAAAGACCAAAGAUCGUCGUCGGUGGGGCUCGUCUUCAUGUCCAGAGAGCGAAAUCCUGUCUCCGCGAACUCGCCGGUGCGCUCUGUGCCGGCACCUUAACUGUGGACAAACCUGGAGCUAAGAAGUACUUCCUGUCCCAAGGACACUUAUUUCUGUCAUCAGCAUUGUCUGAGUUGGGCUGCGUGGUGGUGCUUCGGCCCGAGAUUCAAGACGAAGAGGAAGAUGAAGAGGAUGGUGAAGAAGAGGGUGGAGUGUGUUACUGCAGCGUGCGGACCUCCAGUGGAGUUGUUGUUUCCGUCAGCAGGGCGGAUAUCUGCAGCCUCAAACUUGAUGCGGUGGUGAACGCUGCCAACGAGGAUCUGCAGCACAUCGGCGGCUUGGCUUUGGCGAUGCUCAAGGCUGCAGGACCACAGCUGCAGAAGAUCAGCAAUGAUCACGUGGCUAAAAAGGGAAAGGUACAGGCGGGUAAAGCCGUCCUAACCGAUGCCUUCAACCUGCCCUGCAGGUACGUUGUGCACGCAGUCGGACCGCGGUUCUCAGAGUAUGACAGGAGGACUUCAGUGUCUCGCCUAAAGUCUGCAGUUAGAGAAAGUCUGAGACAAGCUGAGAUGGUUAACUGCUCCACCAUCGCCCUGCCCGCCAUCAGCUCGGGUGUGUUUGGUUUUCCGGUUCCGCUCUGCACCGAAACCAUAGCCCAGGCGGUCCGGGACUACUGCGAUAGUCCCCAAGGUCCAAGAUCGCUAACGGAGAUUCACCUGGUAGACAACAACAGCGACACCGUCAGGGUCAUGGCCGCAGCCGUCAAGAAAGAGUUCAGCGACCUGGAGCCGACCAUGAGCAUCCCCAAGGAGAUGAGCAGGAAGAGCAAGAGAGCUGCAGGUGGACAUCAGCGGGGUGGAGGCAGUCCCAGUAAGAGUCCAUCAUCGCAAGGAGCAGGAAGAGGAGGGUUUCAGGGAGAUCAUCAGGUGAACAGAGGAGUUCAGAGGUCAUACAGCAGGGAGGAUGGAGGGUCAGGAAGGAUGGAGCAGAUCACGCCUGAUGGUCUGAAGAUCGUACUGCGUAUGGGAAACAUUCAGAACCAGAGCACUGACGUCAUUGUUAACACCAUAGCCGACAACAUGGACCUGACCCAGGGAGCCGUUUCUCGGGCCAUCGUGGAGGCGGCCGGUGACCAGCUCCAGGCCGCGGUUUACUCCGAAUCCGAAACGUCCACGCGACAGCACGGUGACGUCGUCAUCACCGAUGGCUUCAAUCUCAGGUGUCGGAAAGUUUUCCACGCCGUUUGUCCACCUUGGGAUGGCGGUGGCGGCCAGGCGGAAAAGGAUUUAUCAUCCAUCAUCACUUCCUGUCUGGAGCAGGCUGAGAGGCGUCGGAUGGCCUCUCUGUGCUUCCCAGCCAUCGGAACUGGAAACCUGGGCUUCCCCAGAGAAUUGGUGAUCAGAAUCCUGCUGGAGGAGAUACAGGUGUUCAGUCGGAGGAGGACCCCUCAACAUCUGGAGGAGGUGGUGAUCAUGGUUCACCCCAGCGACCAGAAAACAGUUGACAGCUUCACCAGAGGGUUCUCCGGUCAGACGGGUCAGAGGAACGUCCAACAUGAAGACGAGGAGGACUUUAGUAGAUCUGCAGCUCCGCGGGCUUCCAGCCAUGGACGGAACGUCUCAGACACCUUCAGCCCCGUCUUGUCCCCCUCCCUCGGUGUGUACCAGAUGCAGAUGGGUCAGCUCACCUUGGAGGUGUCAUCCGGUGACAUCACCAAGGAGGCCUGUGAAGUCAUCGUCAACUCGUCCAAUCAGAAGUUUGACCUUUAUGCAGGAGUUUCCAAGGCGAUCCUAGACAGCGCCGGAGUCAAGGUUCAGCAGGAGUGCUCAGCCAUCGUGAGUGCUCAGGGUUACAUGCCUCGUGCGAUGAUCCUCACCUCAGCCGGUCAGCUUCCCUCCAGAAACAUCGUCCACAUCGUCGGUCAAAACGAUCCCUCAAGGAUUAAGGAGAUGGUUUAUGGAGUCCUGAAGUUCUGCGAGGACCACAAGUUCUCUUCUGUUGCUUUCCCAGCUCUGGGAACAGGUCAGGGAGGCGCGAGCCCGUCUGCGGUGGCCGACGCCAUGGUUGGUGCCGUGGUGGACUUUGUGAGGAAGAAGAAGCAGAAGUUUGUUUGCAGCGUGAAGAUCCUGAUAUUCCAGACGAUCAUGAUAAAGGAAUUCUACAGUAACAUGAGGAAGAGGUCAGGAGAGGAAGUGGAGAAGGGACUCAUGGGAAAGAUCAAAGACUUUUUCGGAAUUGGGUCAGAGCAGCAAAGACCUACUAAUUUGGUUCUGGAGAAGGAGGAGUUUGAGGCGGCGGUGUUUCAGCUGUGUGCCGAAACCGAAACGGCCGUGAGUGAGGCCAAGAAACGGAUCAGCAAUCUAAUUUUGGCCGAGCAGGCAAAGAAAACCAUCUCUGAUCAGCUUAUUAGUCAGUUCAGCCACGCUGACGUGGAGGAGCUUCAGUCGCUCCAGAAGGAGCUGACCGUGAACAUCCGUCUGGAGACAGGACGGGAAGACCAAGAAUCAAAGAUCCACCUGGAGGGUCUGACCAGAGACGUCUUCAAGGCCGAGUCAGCCAUCAGGGACAUCAUCCGGAAGGUGGAGAAGACGGAGAAUAUGAGGAGCAGAGCUAAACUAGUGAGUAAACUGGUGGAAUGGCAGUACCAGGACCCUAACGGUUCAAAGGUUCCCUUUGACAUCAUCACCAACCUUCAGCUGGAGGAUGCUUUAGAUAAACACCCAACUGUGAAGAUAAAAAUCGGAAACAAAACGUUCAUCGCAGACCCGAAACUCAAGAAAGCUUAUUUACCGAAUGGGCAGAACCAGCUGGAGCUGCUGAGAAAAGACCUGAAAGCGUCUGGUGCUCCUCUACCUCCUCACUGGGAGGACAUGAAGGGGGACAUCGUGAAGCUGUUUCCUGUGACGGUGGGAACGACGGAAUACAACACCGUGAUGGGAGAAGUUACUAAGAACGGACUCGCUCCAAACGUCAUCAGUGUCGAACGGGUCCAAAACACGACGCUGUGGCAGAGUUUCCAGCUGCUGAAGAAACAGAUGGAGGUGAAGAACAACCACGCCAACAACGAGAGGCUCCUGUUUCACGGCACUGCUUCCAAAUCCACCGACCUCAUCAACUCUAAGGGCUUCAACCGGAGCUACGCAGGAAUACACGGUGCGAUGUACGGUAAAGGCUCCUACUUUGCUGUGGACCCUGCAUAUUCAGCAGGAAACUACGCCAAACCUGACAGCAAAGGACACAAGCGCAUGUACCAGGCCCGGGUUCUUGUUGGAGAUUACACCCAGGGAAGUGGUACCAUGAUCACCCCUCCUGCCAAGUCUACGAAUCCCGCAGACCUGUACGAUAGCGUCACAGAUAGAGCCAAUAAUCCAUCCAUGUUUGUUGUCUUUAAUGAUAUUCAGGCAUACCCAGAAUACCUGAUCACGUUCACAUGAACCAGUAGGUCUCAUAAAACAUUUGUGAUAAAGAAAUAACCUCCUCUAUGUAAAUUAGACAAUAAAACGCUGAAAUGAAAGGAUUUUGAACGUUUCCUGAAGGUGUUGUUGGCUUCUAAAUAAACACUGAUGUGUAA